AUGCGUUGGCGUCUGGCGUCGCAGGGGGACGAGACGCUGGGCGACCACACGCGUGCUCUGCUGCGACGCUACGGGGCCCUGCCGCUUCCCCGCAUCACUGCACUGCUCAGUGACGAGUUGCUUGAAACUCUGUCAAACGUCUCCGGCGGGUUACGCCGUUAUCUGCAAGAGCGCCCCUCACGCUUCCGGGUCGAAGUGUUGCCUUCCGGCGUCACGGUUGUCAUGCUGGCGGCCGAGCUGCGGGGCGUCGGCCCCGGAUUGCCCAUCGUUGCGCAGGCCCUCGCCCACCUGGCGGCUUCCCCGCAGCAGCAGAUGACUGUGUCGCAACUAUUCCGCGCCCUUCCGGCGUUGGAGCAGCGCAGGUGCGGCAACGAGCAGUACCUGGAGUCCUUUUUGCUACAGCACCCAUCCUUGCUGACGGUGCAGAACGGCGUUGUGAAGGCGGCGCCAACGUCGUUUGUGCAACAGAGGGGCCUUGCGUCUGCGCCACCGCCGUCGCCGGGUCGAACGACGCAGCUGCAGCAGGCGGUGCCAGAGCCACCAGUCACCUCCAGCACGGUGGUGGAGGAUGCCAAGAUGAAUAAGAUGCUGGCGCUUCUGCAGGGAGUCGUCCCGUUUUCUUACUACGUCCCGCUCAGCUUCGUCACGCGACAUUCAAGAAGUUACAUGUGUUUUUCUCAUGGAAUGCCGGUGGAGGAUAUUUUAGAGGAGUUGCAGCGUGUUCCGGCGAACAUGCUCGACUGCCGCGUCAUUGGAGACGGCGCGAACGACGUUUUUCUGCGCAUGAUGGAUGCCGAGCGGCGGCCCUACGUGAACGCUGAAACAAGACUUUCCCCGGACUUUGAGGUGUUGCCGCUGGGGGCACCGCUCAUCGAGGCCUUCCGCGCCUUCGCGGCUCAAGGCCCAGACCAGCUGCGGCGUCUACGGUCAGGCAUUGCCAUGACUGAGCUGAAAGAUAUUCUCCCAGCGGAACUCGUGAAGCGUCUGCACCUGUACAACUCAACAGAUAAGGAUGCAGCCUGUAUCUUUGUUUUUGACCGCCUUCGCCAUUUGUUUGACGUCAACAUGGCUGCGUACAUGGUUCGUCCCUGGGAAGUCCUCCCCGCACACGCGCAGCCGUCCAGUUUGACAUGGCAAACCACACCGGUUCCUGUGGUGCUGCGCCAUAGUCUCAUGGCUCUUGAGAAGAAGCCGCUCUCCCCUGAGGAGUUCCCUAACACGUUGCCUUCCGCCUCGCGAAAGCAGCUGCAGUGCGCCUAUGCCUCCGUGCUGGACUUUGCCGCCCACCACUCUCUCUACUUAUUUGUCAAGGACGGUCUCAUUUGGACGCCGUAUCUUGCAGCCGCGUCGCAGGGGGCCCGAGUCCCCGCGUCUGCACGCAACGCCUCGUCGGGGCGCCACUUGACUGAGGCCCUCAAAGCUAAAAUGCUGAUGGAGGUGUUGCCGUUGGGUCACCCGGUGGAUUGGCAUCGAUUUCGCUUGCAUCCCCAGGCACGUGGACUGCCGUUUGAGACACGUCACCUGCGCCAGGACUUCUUUGAGCGGCACAGGGAAUGCUUCCGCGUGUACGAGGUGCUUGGGACCAACACACUCAUUUUGGGCAGGCGUGACGGCGUCCCACCGCCGGCCCACCUACUGCAGCCGCCGUGCCACUCCCUAAGCGACCUCGUGCGACAGAUGGCACUCUUCUCCAUCGGCGGUGCCCAGGAGGCGAGUAUCAUGAAUCACUUGUCGAAAGACGCACGGUUGCUAAUGCGACGCUACGGGACACUGGAACACAUUGCCCGUCAGCUGCCCAUGUGGUUUGACGUGCGCAGCGAGAGGCGAGAGCCGGGAAGCGCCAUCAUCUCGUACAUCGCCACCGACCCGACGCCCCACACAAGCGCGGAACAACAGCCAGUUGAAGAAGAGGGAGAAGGACGAAAAUAA
Molecule: messenger RNA, 1929 nt
Organism: Trypanosoma conorhini
Lineage: Eukaryota; Euglenozoa; Kinetoplastea; Trypanosomatida; Trypanosomatidae
Exons: 1
Coding region: 1-1929 (642 amino acids)
Source: RefSeq, a predicted model, not a curated record